Dunckerocampus dactyliophorus (ringed pipefish) is the source of this 12209-nucleotide messenger RNA. It is a transcript of the gene lbr, whose product is annotated as lamin B receptor. Gene Ontology annotation, biological process: sterol biosynthetic process. Gene Ontology annotation, cellular component: nuclear inner membrane. Lineage: Eukaryota; Metazoa; Chordata; Actinopteri; Syngnathiformes; Syngnathidae. The coding region runs from base 613 to 2538 and encodes 641 amino acids. The record is from RefSeq and is a predicted model, not a curated record. The transcript has 13 exons. Gene Ontology annotation, molecular function: oxidoreductase activity, acting on the CH-CH group of donors, NAD or NADP as acceptor.
ACAAUUGAAGCUUCAUUGAAACAAUUGUGGCGAUGUUUAGACUACCUUUUCAUGGGUGUUUGAGCGAAAUGAAGUUAGUGGAACAACCUGCUUGUGGUGUAUGUUGAUGUUCAGAAAGCACCUGGCUGUUAGUGGUGGAUCAUGAGGAAGUGUUGUGUUGCGGAGAAACGUGUGUGCGAGUUACUUAAAAAAAAAAAAAAACUCAGUUACAGCUGUUGACGUCGGCACCGGUUCCAUUUCGAUACCGAGUUUGUGUAUGCAUCCCUAGUAGGAACGACUGUUUUGAUGUGAUUCACAUGGCGCGUUUCAAAGGGGCCCUGCAUACCAGGUGAAGCGUGGUGUGUUUAAAGCCCCUCUUCCAACACACACACACACACACACACACACUUCGACGAUUCAUCUCCAGCACUGACUGAUCCCAUGGGAAACAUUGUGCAUUCCCGGUCCAUCCCUGACAUCCCACAUGCACAGGAGCGGCUCACAGGGACCAACUUUUGGGUGUGACCUGUCAUUCUCGGAAUUGUCAGCUUGGUUUGUGAUUGUGUGUGUGCAUGUUUGAGUCUCCCUGCCUGAUUCAGUCAUCCUGGCGAGCCGACGUGUCAGUAGAAGACAAUGCCGAGUGUAAAGUACCAGAAAGGGGACAUGGUGAUGGGCCGCUGGCCCGGUAGCAACCUGUACUAUGAAGUCAAGGUGCUGGGCUUUGAUGUCAAAAGUCAGCUCUACACGGUCAUCUACAAGGAUGGAACUGAGCUGGAGCUCAAGGAACAGGACAUCAGGGUAGGAUCACACAGUUUUGUGACAAUCAUGGCUUGCAAUGAGACUUCAGCAUUUCUAUUUCAACAAUGUCGCUCUCGUCUCUUUUCUUUCAACAACCAGAGUUCUUCCGGCUUCCAAAUCCGUACCCGUUCUCGUUCCCGAUCACCAGGCCGCCGUCGCAGCCGCUCCCGGUCCCCGGCGAGAACCACUCGACGCUCUUCUUCCCGCGCAGCGGCGGCCGCUGCUUCCGCAGCGAUAGCAGAGAGCACGCCGUCAUCACGCAAGGAAACAAAGCUGAAGGACAUGGUUGAAGUCCGAGUCGUUCCUCUGGCUACUGAAAACAACAGCAACAAUAAGCAUGAAAAGAAAGAGGAGAACAAUGCGGCUACCAAAGAAAAUGAGAAAUCCGAGACAAAGAGGGAUUCAGAGCCUGAGAAGAACCAGGGCCGAUACAAUCUGCGCCGCAGGAAGGACGAGGCCAAACUUGAGCAGCAGGAGAAGAAGGACGCCAACGUAGUUACAGCGCCUACUCCAAUGGUGUCGAGGCCGCUGGACUUUGGUGGCAAGAUAGGCGCGUACUUCUGGCUGCUCUUUCUGCCGUCCUGGGUUCUCUUCGUGGUUCUCCAAGUCAAUUUAAAGGACCCCAGCUUGGCCAACUUCCCCCCUCCUGUUCCUCCCCUUGAAACUUUCUGGGAUGCGCAGGCCCUGGGCUUUGUUGUCCUGUGGAUCUUAUUCCAGGCCAUCCUUUACAUCCUGCCUGUGGGAAAGCUGAGCGAGGGCAUGCCGCUGAGGUCUGGUGAAAGGCUAAAGUACAGAACCAAUGGUUUCUUUGCCAUUGUAAUGAGUGCUGCAGUGGUUGCAGCGGCAGUCCAUCAGGGUGUUGACCUCACCUACAUCCACAGCCACUUCUUGCAACUUGCCGUAGCCACCUUCCUCAUCUCCGUCCUGCUCAGUGUUUACCUGUAUGUCAGGUCUCUCUAUGCCGCCCCGGGCCAGCUGGCACUUGGCGGGAGCUCUGGUAAUGUGGUUUAUGACUUCUUCAAGGGACAUGAGCUCAACCCCCGCAUCAAAGACUUUGAUUUGAAAUUCUUUUGUGAGAUGCGUCCGGGAUUGAUCGGCUGGUGCUUGAUCAACUUUGCACUGGCACUGGCUGAGAUGAAGCAGUGGGGUCUGGCCUCUCCAUCGUACGCCAUGAUACUGGUCAACGCCUUCCAGCUGCUGUAUGUGGUUGAUGGUCUUUGGAACGAGGAGGCCAUUCUGACCACCAUGGACCUGAUGCACGAUGGCUUUGGCUUCAUGCUAGCCUUUGGAGAUCUGGUGUGGGUCCCUUUUACCUAUACCCUGCAGGCCUAUUACUUGGUUAGCCACCCAAAUGCACUCAGCCUCCCAGCUGUCGUCGCCAUCGUCUUGCUGAAACUCGUUGGCUUCUACAUCUUCCGGAAAUCCAACUCUGAGAAAAACGCCUUCAGGAGAAGCCCAUCAGACCCCAAACUGUCACACCUGAAGACCAUUCCAACUGCAACCGGGAAAAGUCUUCUGGUGUCUGGCUGGUGGGGGGUGGUCCGCCACCCCAACUAUCUGGGAGACCUCAUCAUGGCUCUGGCCUGGUCUCUACCCUGCGGCUUCAGUCAUCUGUUGCCGUGGUAUUACAUGAUCUACUUCAUCAUCCUGCUGGUGCACCGGGACUCCCGUGACAUGAGCGAGUGCAGGAGGAAGUACGGCUCGGCCUGGGACGAGUACUGCCGAACGGUGCGCUACCGGAUCAUCCCGCGUGUCUACUGAGGAGCUCGGUGCUGGACACUCGUGAGUGAUCGCUACGAAAGCUCACACACGCCAUUGGUAUUUGUUUUUAAUGAUUUGCUUUUCAAACCAACACGAAUUGGAACGCUUGAUUGUGGAAGUACUGCAGUACAUUUCAAGUUCUACGUAGGAACCAAUAAGGACUUUUGUUGGCUUCGUGAGACUUCUUAAUGCAAGAGAAUGAGAGAAGAAUUUGACAUUAACGAUGUAUAUUUUUGUACAUACACAUUUCUUUUUAUACUUCAGGUAAAACAAAACCACUUGUGUUGUUUUUAUAGCUCCAAUACACCCCUGAUCCAAAAUGUUAAGAUCAGUUGAAAAACUGCAAGAAUUUACAUUUUGCACAGUUGCAUCUUAAGGAGAUUCUAAGUAGAGCUUCAAAAUGCAAAAAGAAGAUAUGGGAGUGAGCCAAAAAAAAAAAUUGAGUAAGCAAUUUAAUGCUAACAAGCAUUAACGUGAAAUAGGCUGAUCAAAAGUUAAGACCAAACCGCUAAAAUAGAAAUAAAAUGUUCAAAAGAACGACUCCGUAAUGAGUAACUGUACCAUUGUUGUUCAUCUCAUGAAAAAUUGGUUUCCUAGUGGAAUGUUGCUCCAGCUGGUGAAGAUGGCUUUACAGAGGGUAUCCAUUGUCUGGAACUGAUGUCCAUUUUUGUAAACUUACCUUGCCAUUCAUCCCCAAAUGUUCUCAAUUGGAUUUAGUUCAGGAGAACACGCACUCACAAAGUGAAGUUAUUCCUCUGGAAGAAGUCCUUUGUCAGGCGGUUAUUGUGAAAUGCAGCAUUGUCCUUUUGAAAAAGCCAAUCAUUAACCCCCAGACGAGGGCCUUCAGUCAUGAGGGAUGCCCCCUGCAACAUCUCCACACAGCCAGUUGCCGUUUGACGCCCCUGCACAACCUGAAGCUCCAUUGUUCCAUUGAAGGAAAAAGCAACCCAGAUCAUGAUGGUGCUCCCUCCACUGUGCCGUGUGGAAAACAUCUCAGGUGGGUUCUCCUUGUCAUGCCAGUAACGUUUGAAGUUACAGGACUGUCAAGGUUACAUUUUUUCCCGUCAGAGAAUAAAAAGUGCCAUGUUUGGUGCUCUCAUGCAAAUUCCAAAUGGGCAAUUGUGUGGCAUUGAAGGAGACGAGGCCUUUGGAGACAUUUUUUUCUUCUUAAAAGCCUCCUCUUGUAGAUGCCGUCUGAUGGUUAUUGGACACUUGAAUAUUCUGUUAAAAUAAUGUUAAAUAAUAAAUAAAAUCUAAAUCAGUAAAACAAUAAGUGUACACAAAAAUCCAAUCAUGAUCAUUUUCUUAGUCGAUUAAUCUGAAGCUUGUUUCAAUUAAUGGACUCAUUCAUUUGGUCCAUCACUGUUUUCCAAAGUCAAAGCUGAUAUGUAUGAAAAUCUUGUUUUGGCUAAAACACUAAGAGGGUAAGGUCUUCUUUAAUGGAUGAUGAAGGAAAUUUAAAAAUGUUCACAUUUCUCCCAUUUCUUCUUUUUGCAUUUUGAAGCUCUACUCAGAACUUCAAGAUCCAACAGUGCAAAAUUAAAUUCUUGCAAUUUUUCAACUGUUCUCAACAUUUUGAUCAAAAGUGUAUUGAUUUUUUUUUUUUAAACACCAUUUUGGCUUGUUUUCAAUGACUGCGUAUAAUGUGAUGAUACUGCUUAUGUAUAUUGUGAAGGAUGGGAUGGAAAUAAGCUGUACUGUGCAACCACACCUUACUCAGGACUCACAAGUUUUUUUUUUGUUUUGUUUUUCUCGGGAAGCCUUCCUAUAGGAAUUUUAUAGAUGUGUAGCGUUUGACUUGAGUUUUUUUUUUUUUUUUAUUCCUUGGUGUAUUUGAUUUGGAUUUAGAGCCUCAAAGUCACUUGCAAUCUUGUAGCUCCGCCCACUCUGCUCCCACUUGUCGGAGGGUACCAUCUACAAUGAUGAUGAUGAACAUGUCUUCCGCCGCAUGAUUUAGUUUUAGUGGCAUUAUUUGUAUUUUUCGGAACACAUUCUCUUGUAGUGUUGCUGCCACCUCGGUGAGUUUUUCUCCUGUUGAAGCUUUAAUGUCAAUAAUGACGUUUAUACCGUGACAGCAUGCAAACUUAAGUUAAUGGCGCCAGUAUUUGCAGCUCGUGACUUGAACACAAGUAAAAAAUCAACCCGAAGGACUUUUCAAUUUGACGUGUAUAUAGUUUUUGCUCUUUUAGAUGCCAUUCUAGUGGUAGUAAUGAUUCCUUAUGGAUAUUUAAUGUCGCUUUUCUUGUUUUGUUUUGUUGUUUAAUUUGGACCAUUGUAGUUUUGUUUACAGCUCGAUCUGCCAUAUUUUGCUGUGUAUUAAAAGAAAUUUUACAUUAUUCAUUAGACAAAGCAAUAAAACAUUACACCACAGCACAAUGGCUGCUUAAAGAACGUAUCUGUGGACAUGUGGCAGCCAUAAGUGGAAGAUGUUCUGUAUUUUUUUUUUUUUUCCACCCCCUCCUGGUUGUAUACACAGCAAUCCCUCACCGCAUUGCGGUUCCAAUUUGGUGGCUUCACUCUAGCAUGCUUUAAUUUGAAAAAAAAACAUGCUGUUUCGUGGUUGAAUACGGCCUAUUAGUGAAAUCAUAUGCAUAUUGAAGCAAAUGUUAGUAUUUUUUGCCUAAAUGACGCAGUGUUAAGCAUAAAAAUGGUUAAAUGAAGUAAAAUGCAAACAUAAGGCAUUCAGAAGAUGCAUUCAAAGACAUUGUGAUAUGUUGUAUUCCACACUGGUCACCGGAACAACAGGCUUUUAUUGGAGAAUGUUUGAAUUAUCAUCUAACAGGCACAAUAAUCCCCAAUAAAAAUGUGGGCUACUAAGAGGAAACAACUCUGAAACCCCAACAUCACUUCCUAACUGCCACUCACUCAGCUCCCCUGGGGAACACAUAGUACCACGACCGUGAGUCUUAUAUAUGUCUUAAGUGUCUUAUUUCCUGUUAUGUCUACUAUAUUGGGUAAUAGGGGUGUUAUUUCAUGUCUAGAAGGUUCUAAUGUUAAAAACCAUAUUUAGCUCCACGAAAACACUCCAUUUACAAAUAAGGAAUCCUACUUUGCGGAAAUUCACUUAUCACGGUGGGGUCCAAUUAACCGCCAGAAACGAGGGACUCUCCAAAUGCCCUAAAAAUGGCUACUAAAGUUAUUUAUAGUUACUUUCCAAAACAGUAAUUCAAUCAGUAAGGGAAUGACUCCUUCAUAAAUGUAAUUAGUUACCAGGGUAGGUAAUUACUGCAUGAACCUUUUUGGAAUAACAUUCAAAUAUGUAAAAGAAUUGGGGUUUAGCUUGCAGUUCUCUACCAAAACACAAGGAGGCAGUAUUUAAACACUUGUUGACCAGCACAGUGGCCCCUCACUUCAAAUUUUAGGAGCACAUGCAGAAAAAGGGGGAGCACAAGUUUUUCAGCAAGGAAAAAAUGUUCAAGAACAAAAUAAAAUGGGCAACUUGUUGGCAGGGCCAACCAACCCGACUCUUUUUGCCUUUUAAAUGUGUGAAAGAAAUGUACUACUUGACACAAACCUGAAUUUAAUUUGAUGCCUGUUUUAGAGUAAUACUAAUACAUGGGAAGUUCUUUGUUUUAAUAUUUUUUCAGUUAAAAAUAACACAACAGAAUAAAAUUAAAGGGUGUUCCCUUGUUUAUCGCGGGGGAUAGGUUCCCAAAAUAGCCCGAAUUAAGUGAAAUCCAUGGCGUCCAAUUUUAAUGAUCAACCUACACUUAAGUCACUCACACGUAUUUUUUUUAUGCUGUAACCGUGCCUUUUCGUCCUCGCGUCGUCCUGCUGUAUUGUAGCAUUUUUGUAUCAUUAUUAAAACAUACUGCUCCAGUCCUGCUCCUCCUUCCAACCGAAGAUUCAUUUACAAGCUAGCGAUGACACAGGAGACACGAAGGAGAUUGAUUGACAAUGGUCUACAGCCAAUCAGGGCGCAGAAAUCAAUGGGCAGUGCGAACAGACGAGCGAGGGAAGAGACACUCAACUUCCCACAGUUUAUUUCUCCUUAAAGGGCCAGUUGACCAGUGACUAGGCACACGGUGACCUAGUGGUUAGCAUGUUGGCCACACAGAAGAUCUGGGUUUGAAUCUCUGUUGGACAUCUCUGUGUGGAGUUUGCCCCAAAAACAUGCAUAAAUUGUCCGUAGUUACGCGCUCUGUGCUUGACUAGCGACCAGUCCAGGGUGUACCCCUGCGACCCUAGUGAGGAAAAGUGGCAUAGAAGUAGGCAAACAGUCACAUAUGACGUUUGUGGACCAGAGACUGGGCGGAUAAGCUAGCUGCCACCAGAGAGACAGCGGAGCCAGGCAAAAUGUGUAAACAAAGAUGAUAGAAUAAUCGGACGUCAAUCAAACGGGAGUAAUCACACACGCUUAGCCGUCAAUUGACUACACAUUUUACAGACUAUAUUUCAGUCUCACGGUAAUGAGGACCAACUGGUAAACUCAAUACGGGACAUGCAUGAGUACAUGAGAAAUUCACUCACAAUGUCUCAUAUUUUGGUUGCACAAUGUGACCAGUCUGUAGCCCUGAUUAUUUAGCUUCCUGUGUAGUAGCCGAUAUCAGUCGAUCUCGAUAUCAGUGCAUAAUAAUAACACGCCACAUUUCCCUGUACGUAACGAUAAAAGCAAAGUAAUUCGAUUACCCGUAACUGGAAAACAAUAACGGCGUUAGUAACGGGGACACCAGGUGAGCUUCUUGGCACCAAUGUCUUCUCAAAGUUAGAUGCCAGUGCAGGAUUGUGGCAGAUCUCGUUAUCAACAGAAUCUUCCUGUAUGACGCCAGAAACGUCUUAUGUUCAGCAUUUCCAGAAACGCAUGUGGCGCAUCCUGGAAGGCCUGGAAGGCACCGAGUGCCAGAUGGACGAUGUGCUCAUCUGGGGAAGGAGGCAAACAGAGCAUGAUGAGAGGCUGGAAGGCCGAACAUGUGACGCUGAACGACAACCAAAGCAAGAUAAAAUUCUUGGGUCAAAUCAUUGAUCAAGAUGUCUGGGGGAAGGGGGCAGGCUAAAGAGUCUUUGGAGUUUGUUUCUCUUUAGAAUUUCCAUACAAGCCAAGGGUGUCCAAUCUUUUUCCAUCCCAUCCAUCCAUCUUCCAUGCCGCUUAUCCUCACUAGGGUCACGGGUGUGCUGGUGCCUAUGCCAGCUGACUUUGGGCGAGAGGCGGGGUACACCCUGGACUGCUCACCAGCCAAUCACAGGGCACAUAUAGACAAACAAGCAUUCACUCUCACAUUCAUACCUAUGGACAAUUUCCUAGAGUUGCCAGUUAAGCUAACGUGCAUGUUUUUGGAAUGCGGCCUAACUUUUUCCAUACAUAUUGAAAAAUGAAAGGAUGCAAGGGUCACUUGGAUAUUUUGUAACAAUCUGCUAAGAAGUUAUACAAAAUUAGAGGAAAAAAAGUUGUAAUUUUACAAGCAUUACGUAAUAUUAUGAGGAAAAAAAUCAGUCAUUUUACUGGCAUAAAGUUGAAAUAUUAAAGAAAGGUGUUAUUAAUUUUAAGUCAGAAUAUUUUGAAAAACAAAACAACAAAUGAAGUUGUAAUUUUUGGAAAAUGCCGCUUAUCCUUUUUGGAAAAUUAUGUUGCAGAAAAAGUCCCAAUGUUACGAGAAUAAAGUCAUAAGAAGAAAGUUGAAAUAUUUGGAAAAUUUAAAAAACCAACAGCAGAAAUGUAAUUAUUUUUUAGGAAACUAAAGUCAAAAUAUCAAGAGAGAAAGGUUGUAUUCUCAGGAGAAAAAGUUGCAAUUUUACGAAAAUAAACUUGUAAUAUUAAGAGGAAAAAUAAUGUCAUUUUAAUAGCAUGGAGUUGAAAUAUUAGAGAACAAAAUACAUGUUUUUAAAUUAAAGUCGGAAUUAUGAGAAAUAAAACAAAACAAAGCUGUCAUUUUUGGAAAAUUAGGUUGGGGGGAAAAAGUUAUAAUCGAAAAAUAAAGACAUAAUACGAUUAUUUGAGAAGAAACUUGUGAUGUUGGGGAAAUCGGCAAAAAUAGACAUCAUUUGUGAGCAUACUCAGACACAAGUUUUAAGUUACCGUAAAAAUACAAAUUAUUUAAAGCAGAAAUCAGAAUGCGUUGGAGCGAAUGCAUACCUUUCAACAUUUGCUUUACAAAAUAUGGGGAAUUUUCUAGGAAAAUAAGGAAAUUACCGUAAAUCCAUAUAUCGGUUUUCUUCCUCUUGUCCGGGUCCGGGUCGUGGAGGCAGUGGUCUCACUAGGGAAGUCCAGACUUCCCGGUCCUCGGCCUCCUCUUCCAGUUCCACUAGGGAGAGACUGAGUGUUCCCAGGCCCACUGUGGGAAAUAAUCCCUCCAGUGUGUCCUAGGUCUGCCCGGGGGCCUCCUCCCAACUGGGCAUGCCCGGAACACCUCACCAGGGAGGCAUUUGAGCUACCUCAACUGCAAAAGCCACCUGCGAAGGACCACCGGCUCUACUCUGAUCUCCUCCCAGAGUUCCUCACCUUACCUUUCCGAGGAAACUCAUUUUGUCAGCUUAUAUCUGCUAUCUGGCUCUUUCGGUCACGACCCAAAGUCAUGACCAUACGUGAGGGUGGGAACGUAGAUCAACUGGUAAAUCGAGAGCUUUGCCUUCCAGCUCAGCCUUCUCUUCACCAAGGUCUAUCUAGCACAGCGGCCGCAUUACUGUAGAUGCUGUGGUGAUCCACCUGUCGAUCUUACUCUCUAGCCUUCCCCCAAUCGUGAACAAGACUCCGAGAUACUUGAACUCCUCCACCGAGGGCAAGACCGCAUUCCCAACCCAAUGAGUGCAAUCCACCCUUUUCCGGCUGAGAACCAUAGCCUCAGAUUUGGAGGUGCUGAGUCUCAUCCCAGAAGCAGUCCCCCCCAGCCUGAUGAGGCCAUCAGGACCACAUCAUCUGUGCAUAGCAGAGAUGAGAUCCCAUGAUUAUGAACCGCAUCAAUGACAAAGGGCAUUGGCAGUGCAAUGCCCUUUCCCAGCCCACAUGUGGUUGGUUGUAGUGCUGGUUCAGUAGUGUUCCACGACCAGGAUGAAAAACACAUUGCGCUUCCUGUAGAUAAGGUUCGACUGACAGUCGUACCCUUCUACCCCAGGGAAGCUGAGGAGUGUGAUCCCCCUGUAGUUGGAAUACACCCUGUGGUCACCACCCAAGUCUGCCACUCCAAAGGUAUUGUUCCGGACUUGCACGCAAUGUUGAAGAGACUUGUGACCAAAACAUCCACAACAUCCAGAGCCUUGAAGAAUUCAGGGUGAAACCUGUCCACCCCUGGAGCGUUGCCACUGAGGAGUUUUUGAACAACCUCGGAUACCUCAGACUCUGCUUCCUCUACGCAAGGUAUGCAAGGUGCGAUUGAGAAGGGCCUUGAAGUAUUCCUUCCACCGUCCGUUUAUAUCCUCAGUUGAGGUCAGCAGGCCAGGACAGGGCACUGCUUCCCCUUUCUGAGGCGGCGGACGGUUUGCCAGAAAACCAAAAAUCUGAUUUUGCAUGGCUGUGAAUGGUGACUGUGAAGGGAUCCCACUCUACAAUGACAUGGAAGUACCAACGAAAUCGGACGAUCCCACAAGCAAAUUUUAUUUAUUUAUUUAUUUAUUUUAUUCGUUUUUUCCCAAGAGACUUGUGCAAACAGUCCAGUCGAUUAUUAGUGGUGACGCCAUACUCUUCACUGGUCAUACUGUAAAUGGGAACAAAUAUCUGCUCUAGAUAUCGUAUAUGUUGUGUCGCAUCGCAAAAGAUCCAGUCUUUCAGCAGUACACACACCAAUAUAUGAGGUUAAAAAGGGUGUAGGCACCAGGGAAGAUGAUGCGAGAGUAGGUGUCAAUGGCGUGGGUGUUCUGGAUUAUCCGGAAAUUGCGGACACUCUUCCGCUUGCUUAAUGUGGACUCGUCCAGGGAAAGAUGCACCAUCAUCUGCUCGUGUUUGUCUUCUGCGUCCUCAACUGCCAUGGAGGCCCUGGUGUACCCUGCCAGGCUAUUGGCAUCACUAUACGUCCCAUCCAUCAUCAUUGUCUUUGCAUGGGGCAUGCCACAGGUGCAGGGCAGCGUCUGGAACAGGACAAAUAAUAAACCUCCAAUUUCAGAUUGGUUUUGCAGGUACGUGAAAUUCCCAAGACUGCCUCUGUACCUGUUCUUGCGCCGUUUCCCGGAGCUUUCGGUCCUUGCCGUCCCUUACCGUUGUCAGGUAGUUGACGGCAGCAUAUUGAAGGACGGACAGGAAGACAAAGACAAAACUGACCCAGAGGUAAAUAUCCACAGCUUUGAUGUAGGACACCCUGGGCAUGGACGCAUUGACCCCAGUGAUGAUGGUGGACAUGGUCAGCACUGUGGUUAUACCUAAAAAUAAAAAAGAGAGUGGAACCCGUUUGUGCGUCGACGCCCCUUGGACUGACUCACAGUGACCAGUCAUAAGGAGAAUGGGUGACGAUCAAGGAUUUUUUGUUUGUUGACUUCGUUUUCCUCCAUUUGUGCAUAUUUUUAUUUAGAUUGUGUUUUCAUAUGAUAUUUAAUACUCUAUUUCUGUAAGUCCAACAAAAGGUAAUAUUACCAAUGAUAUAGGUACUACAUGUACGUGUAUACAUAUACAGUAUAUGUGUAUGUAUGUAAAUAUGAGUUUGGAUGCAGUAGUAAUAUUAAACGAGGAUAAUUAAUGAAAAAAAACAAUAAUAAGUGAUAUAAUAAUAAAUGUUAUUUACCUUUGAAGAGGAGUCGCCGAGCAUACGUCGUUGUGGUGGAGAAGGAGGAGGAGUUAUUGAAAAAAAGGACAAAUGGUCGUCGUCGUUAGACUCUUCUAAAAGAGGUAGUGUUCUGUGGGUGGUGUAGAAUUAAGCAGGCCUAUUAACUCUUCAUAAACUUUAAUCACACGCUCUGUCUGGGUUGCAUCGUACAGCUACAAUUUAGCUUUCCAUUUCUCCUUUACACUCUCCCCACCUUCUUCCUCUACCUGUUGGUCCCAUUAGCAGUGUCACAGUGCCCUCUCCUGGUCAAGCAUGUAGCAGUAGAAAUAUGGAGUUACUACAAGGCAAAAUACAUGAAAAUAUAGACCAGUCAGCUUGCGUUCGUAUUUCCGAAUGUUCGCAAGUCGGAUGUUCGUAAGUUGGGGACUUAGUGUAUUAUUAUAUUAGCAAUCAUCGAUAGUAGAGGUGUGGCAAAAUGUGACGAUAUUUCUCUGUCUCUGAUACUGUCUCGCGAUAUUAAAUAAAUUAAUCACAAGUGAAAAUGAACUGAAUCAUUUUGCCAGCCUCCAUAGAUUUGUUUUCCUCGUCUCUCGCCGCCAAACAAGCAGGAAGAGGGUUCACUCUGUGCAUUGGUUGAGCACCUAGACGCUUCACAGAACAUGCAUGCACGCAACAAAAGAAGAGUGAAACCUUGUGAGGACGAUGCAAGGUAACGGUAGUACAAAUUCCAUCCAUCUGUUUUCUAUGCUGUUUAUCCUCAUUAGAGUCGCGGGGGCAUUCGGGCUGCUCUUUAAUACAGUUGAAAAGCCAGCAUUCCAAGAAAUGCUGCCAACGUUUGACAGACAGUACGAAUUGCCUGUGACAAAAUAUGUCACAAACACCAAUUCCACAACUUCAUUGAGUGAAAGAUGUCAUAUAAAAGGAAAUAUUACAUUAUUGUGAUAUAUUAUUGUGAUAUAUUAUCAUAUCAGCGGUUUAUUUUGUCUCAAAAUGUCGACAAUAAUAAGGUUUAGCAUCAUUUUGUGGGACAAUAAACAUUUAAAAACA